This is a messenger RNA of Schistosoma turkestanicum, 972 nucleotides long. NCBI's taxonomy places the organism in Eukaryota, Metazoa, Platyhelminthes, Trematoda, Strigeidida, Schistosomatidae. The record is from the annotation of a GenBank genome assembly.
AUGUAUCAAAAGAAUAAUCUAACAUGUUUCUUUUUUGAUCAAGUUAAACCACUAAGACAUGAAAUCCGUAGAAAUAAAACAUCUUUGGUGUAUGAUGCAAACAUUAUUGAAAAGAAUAAAGAAGUACAAGCAAAUGCAGAAAAUGUUGAUUUAAAAAAUAACAAUACAAAUGAUCAGUUGUUAAAUGAUACAAAUUGUAAUUAUAGUUCUACGAAGAAUAUUCAUCGUUCUAUAACAUUGACAUCCACAAGAGAAAAACCAACACAUUUAAUAAAUAAGGAAUUAAUUUCAAAACAAUUUGAUUAUUAUACAUGGGUUGAAAUAAGUGGAACAAUUAUGAAAGAUCUUUUAACUUGUUUACAUCAGCAAAAUUUCAAAGAAAUUAAACAUCCUAGAAUAUUAGAUUAUCGUUUGGAUGAAACAUGGGAUGAAUUGAUUUCGAAGGUGGAUCAUUCUCCAAGAGAUUGGCAAUUGCCUGCAAUUAAAAAUGCUUACAAUCUAUGGAUUCAAGAAAAUCCUCCUGAAGUUGAUGCAUAUGGAAUAAAAUUUGAAUCAACCAAAAAAUCACACUCAUCACUUGGUUUUGAAAUUGCUACUACUUAUAUACCUUCACCACGAGGUUCAGUAUUUCGAAAACAAUCAAGCCUUACAAAUAUUGAAAACAUGACUAUUCAUGUGAAAACACCAAAUGAACGAAAAUUAAAUGACAUGCAGUAUACUUCAGAGCGAAUAUCUAAUGCAAAGAAGGUUAAUAAAGAUUAUUCCCCACCAAAAAUUUUACUAAACAAUACGUCUUCAGAAUCUUCAAGAUCAACGCAGAAAUUAGAUAGUUUGAAAGAUUCUCUAAAAUAUUCCUCUGUCAACAAAGAAAAUGAAUCAAGUUUAACAAUCGAGAAAGAAUCAAAAAUUUCUAUUUCACCCAUGAAUCGUCCACAGAUUUCCAGUAAACAUAUUCUGUCUACAGGUAAAUGA